GCACAAACAAAGCCAAUAGGUAUAGCCAGUGCAGUGUGAAGAAAUGUCUCACUCCUGGUUUGCAGGGUGUGAGAGAAGCUUCUGGUAGCGGUACAGUUCAGAUGACAGAAGGAAGUGCUCACAAGCUGAAAAUAGGCCGAGCUGAAGUGCAAACGCAUCAGACUGAGACUAAGAGACAAUGAGCGUUCGGCUGUGUGACGAGGAUUAAUCCUGACUGAACCAUGUCAGACAGUAUACUGGAAGAAAUCUUCAUUAAACGAUCUCAGCAGAAGAAGAAGACCUCCCCACUGAACUACAAGGAGAGAUGGUUUGUUCUCACCCAGGAGAAAAUAGCCUACUAUGAUUUUGAUCCUGACAAAGGGAAGCGAAAGGGUCUGAGAGGAUCAGUUGACCUUGAGAAGAUUAAGUGUGUGGAGACGGUCCAGCCGGAGCCCAACGCCCCGCAAGAGCGCAUGUAUGCAUUCCAGAUCAUUUAUGAUGAGGGGCCGCUGUACAUCUUUGCAAAGACCGAGGACAUUCGGGCUCAGUGGAUAAAGAAGCUGAAAGACAUGGUGCGAUUCAACAAGGACCUCAUGCAGAAGUAUCAUCCUUGUUCCUGGAUGGAUGGGGUGUGGCUGUGCUGCCAGCAGGAAGUUAAACAAGCCAUGGGCUGCAAGGUGCUGGAUAGUAAGAACGGCUUUACAUCUAAACCAUCUCGGCGAAGGGGAUCCAGGAAACCUCUUCCUCCUACUCCAACAGAGGACAAGCCUGGUCGGCCUUUACCUCCACAGCCUCCUGAGACGCCAGGCCCCUCUGUUGGCAUGACCGUCAUAGCAGAGUAUAGCUACACACCCAUGACAGCCCAAGACCUGGAGCUGAGGAGGGAAGAGGAGUACACCAUCCUGGAGAUGUCUGAACCAAACUGGUGGAGAGCCAGAGACAAAUACGGAAAGGAAGGAUACAUACCUAGUAAUUAUGUGGUGGAAGCAGCAAAUGGGCUAGAAAGAUUUGACUGGUAUUGCAAGAAUAUGAACCGUAGCCAGGCAGAAAAGCUGUUAAAGACUGAGAACAAAGAUGGCGGCUUCUUGGUACGGGACUCAAGCAAGGCUGGGAAAUACACCGUGUCUUUGUUGAGUAAGGGUGGCGGGGAAACUGGUGGAAGCUGCAGACAUUAUAACAUCUGCACCACCUCACUGGGCCAGUUUUAUCUGGCAGAGAAGCACAAUUUCAGCACCAUCCCAGAGCUCAUCAACUACCACCAGCACAAUGCAGCAGGUAUGGUUAGCAGGCUGAAAUACAUCGUAUCUAACCGCGCACGGCCUCCAUCAACAGCAGGGCUUGGCUAUGGUGUGUGGGAGAUUGACCCCCAUGACCUCACCUUCAUCAAGGAGCUGGGCACCGGUCAGUUUGGAGUGGUGAAGUAUGGAAAGUGGCAGGGCCAGCACGACGUUGCCAUUAAGAUGAUUAAAGAGGGCUCCAUGUCUGAAGAUGAUUUCAUAGAAGAAGCCAAAAUCAUGAUGAAGCUUCGCCAUGAGAACCUGGUCCAGCUGUACGGCGUGUGCACCAAACAAAGGCCCAUUUAUAUCGUGACUGAGUUCCUUUCCAAUGGCUGCCUGCUGACGUACCUCAGGGAGGGCCUGAAGCAGCACCCAACGGCUGUCCAGCUCCUAGAGAUGUGUAAAGACGUCUCUGAGGGCAUGGCCUAUCUUGAGUCGAAGCAGUACAUCCACAGAGACCUGGCUGCCAGGAACUGUUUAGUAGAUGGCAAUGGCACUGUCAAGGUGACUGACUUUGGACUAUCAAGGUAUGUCUUAGAUGAUGAGUACACAAGCUCAGCAGGCUCUAAGUUUCCUGUUCGCUGGUCACCUCCUGAGGUUCUCCUCUACUGCAAAUUCAGCAGCAAGUCGGACAUAUGGGCAUAUGGGGUUCUCAUGUGGGAGGUGUACACUUUGGGACGACUUCCGUAUGAACGCCUUAACAACACGGAAAUAGUGGAGCAGGUGUCCCGGGGCUUGCGCCUCUACCGCCCCCAGCUGGCCAAUGAAAAGGUCUACACCAUUAUGACAAGCUGUUGGUUUGAUAAAGCAGAUGAGAGACCCACCUUUGAGGAGCUGGCACUGACUGUUCAGGAUUUGCUGUACGAGCUCCAGUAGAUCUCAAAAUAAUCCACAGCAGCAUCCACACAGAAACAGUUCACUCUGAUCCCCCCAGAGCAGCAUCUCCAUGUGUCCCACACAACGAAACAAUCAUUAAAACAGUGCCUCAGCACGGGACUGCACAGCCACACUGAGGUCCUCUGUAAUGUGAAUAUGUGUAUUGUGAAUGUCACUAUAACUCGGUCAUUAGAAUAGCAUUCCUAUCACAUUAUUGGAAUUACAGUCCUAUGAUUACCAUUCAAGAUGUGUAUAUUUUAUUGAAGGUUAUUGGAUUAAAAACAUACUGUAUCUGUCUUUAUUGUAUUCUAUGUAGUGUAUUAUGAGGAAUCAUUGUUAAAUGUAAACACCUUUACAUGUGGAAACAAGCUUUGUGUGAACAUAUGUAUUGCACAAAUAAAAGCCAAGUAUGCCAGGC
Molecule: messenger RNA, 2550 nt
Organism: Chelmon rostratus (copperband butterflyfish)
Lineage: Eukaryota; Metazoa; Chordata; Actinopteri; Chaetodontiformes; Chaetodontidae
Gene: btk
Product: Bruton agammaglobulinemia tyrosine kinase
Exons: 18
Coding region: 222-2132 (636 amino acids)
Biological process (GO): intracellular signal transduction; T cell receptor signaling pathway; B cell receptor signaling pathway
Molecular function (GO): protein binding; non-membrane spanning protein tyrosine kinase activity; ATP binding
Source: RefSeq, a predicted model, not a curated record